AUGAAGACAUUUCUUAAGGAUUACAGAAAGGCCGUAGAUAUGGAUUCACAGCACACACCUGGAAAGAUAAGUAUCUCUGAAGGAUCCUUCCUUUCAAGAACAAAGGCUGUUGAGAAUAUAGACUACCCACACUAUCAUGCUCUCUUACGAAAACUGAACAUGCCUUUUGUGAAAGGAGUUGAGGACAGACAUGACUGUGGCAGAAUGGAAGAGAAAUGCAGCCCUACUUUUCUUAAAUUUCACCCUUAUCCCCCUUCAGUCCUGCCAGACUAUCAUUUACACUAUCCUUAUCCCCCACCAUAUGGGCCAGAUUAUCCAUUAUUUCCACUUCAUGAUGAUGUACCCUUAGCUGACCCCUGUUCAGGGUUUGUGAGUCCUGGUGGUGAUGCUGACUUAAAGCCUGGCAUUGGCAGAACCAUACCAAGCUUGGUAGAUUUCAGUGAUGCGAAACCUCAACAUCGAGUUCCCAGGCCAGACACAGGAUUUCAGACGACAUUAAAAAGGAAAAAAAUGUUAUUAGAAGAACUAAGACAGGACAGGAGAUGGAAUUCCAGGGCAGUACCAGACAUUUCCAUCAGAGCAAGACUUGGAGAACAGGAGCUGAAGAGAGGCAACCCCUGCAUAAAUAACUCCACCACAUUCCUGGAGGCAGAAUUUGAUGAACACUCACUGACUGCUGCACCUUUUGGUUUCUCUGUAAGAACUCCCAGAGGGUGUCACAAGCCUGGCCCAGAAGUGGUGAGAAACUUCCAGAAGAAAGCCACGGGCGGUGUUCCUGAUGAUGGAGAACCACUUUUACAAUCAAACAAGAAAUAUAAUGCAAAAGACUCGUUUUACAAGUCCUCUACACAAAAUGUGAGUCCAAGUUCCAGAAGCAAAUGCAUUCCUCUCUAUACGGGUUGCGUGCACUCUACAAACGCUGAUGACGUUGACACCCCCCGCGGAGACAUCACGUCUCUCGCCAAGCCUCGCAGCUCUGAAAUUCUUUAUACGAGCUCAAGUUGCUCUGCCAAUAUCCCAGGAUACACUGGCAAGGUUCAUUUCACAGCCACCCAUCCAGCAAAUUCUGCUCAUCCAUCAACGACCCCCUUGCCAGAUUCAGAAGUGCACCACAUCGUAUGGAGAGAAACAGCAGUCGACCUCUUCCGUCACCAGGGGCCACUGUCUAGAAUGGUCACAACUGUGAAACCCUACAACCCCUUCAAUAAGAAGGAAAAGGAAACUGUAGGCUACUGA
Molecule: messenger RNA, 1236 nt
Organism: Kogia breviceps (pygmy sperm whale)
Lineage: Eukaryota; Metazoa; Chordata; Mammalia; Artiodactyla; Physeteridae
Gene: SPMIP7
Product: sperm microtubule inner protein 7
Exons: 8
Coding region: 1-1236 (411 amino acids)
Biological process (GO): spermatogenesis
Source: RefSeq, a predicted model, not a curated record